AUGUCGUCUCCCAUCCGAGAAUAUCCUUCUUCCGAUGCUGGCGACAUCGACAUGCAGGAUGCCGCGGAGCAGUCCAUGCCAGAGGCAUUUGCCCCUCAGCAGCUCUUCUUUCCCUCGACACCGUCAGCAGCAGGCACUCCGACGCGUCGAAACCUAGCGACCCCGAUGUCUAGCGUCAUGGCUCGAAGGGCGCUGGGGAUGGCUACACCCAGAGAACAACUGGACAGUUCACCCAUAUUAGCCUAUCCGAGUUCUCCAAGCCAGCCUCGGACACCUGGAAAAAUCCCUGCUCCUGUGUUUGUAUCGGACGCACCAAUGUCUGCCGCCGACUCUGAACCUCUAGCUUUUCCAACCUCUUCAGCGUCCAAUGUCAACCAAGGAAGCCGUCGCGGCGAUAUUCAUUCCUCGUUGAACCUCACACCAUCCACACGCCGCGCCAAUGGGCCCAGCAGACUGCCCAAUGACGACCGCAGCUCGGAUGGAACGCAACUCGGACUGCCGUCUACGACAAACCUCACUGUGCCGACAGUUCCCUCAGACGAGCCUGACGAGAUCCGUGUCAUUUGGGGAACGACUGUCAGCCUCAACGAGACGAUGCAGACAUUCCGCGAGUUUUUGCUCGAUUUUAAGAUCAAGUAUCGCGUUGCGCAUGAUCGGGCGCGUGGAGUGCGGACGCGCGCAAUGGCAAGUCCCGAAGAGGGCGAGACGAAACUGUACGUAACCUACCUGCGACGGAUGCGGCAAAUUGGCGAGACAAAUCUCAAUCUGGACAUGGUCAAUCUGUUCGCCUACCCGCCAAGCCGGAAGUUGUACGGGCAGCUUGUCAAAUACCCGCAGGAGGUAGUACCGGCGAUGGAUCAGGUGCUCAAGGACUUGAUGCUGGAAAUCGCCGACGAGGACCAGAGGGCAGGUAUGGAUGACAUGCAAGGGCAGCAGGGGAAUGAGGAGAUCGCAGACAUUAUGAGCAGGGUGUACAAGAUCAGACCAUUCGGGCUGCCCGCGAUCAACAUGCGCGACCUCAACCCUACUGAUACCGACAAACUCGUGUGCAUCAAGGGCCUGGUCAUCCGUGCGACGCCAGUCAUCCCGGACAUGAAAGUGGCGUUCUUCCGAUGCCUCAGAUGCAAUCAUACUGUGCAGGUCGAGAUUGACCGCGGCAAGAUUGACGAGCCGGCGCGUUGCCCGCGGACGGUAUGCGGGUCGGUGGAUUCGAUGUCGCUCGUUCACAACCGGUGCGAGUUCGCGGACCGUCAAGUUAUCCGCCUACAAGAAACCCCGGAUGCCGUGCCCGACGGGCAGACCCCUCACACGGUCUCGCUGAGCGUGUAUGACGAGCUCGUGGACGUUUCGAAGCCCGGUGACCGGCUCGUCGUCACGGGCAUCUUCCGUAGCGUGCCUGUGCGGGUGAAUCCGCGCCAGCGCACGCUGAAGAGUCUUUUCAAGACGUUCCUGGACGUUGUACAUGUGCGACUGGGCGGCUCGGAUCGGCUUGGUUUUGACAAGAGCACGCGUCCCGCGGGUGGUGACAGGAUUCCUGGGGUGGGAGGCGUCGGUGGCUCUGCAGAGGAUGAGGAGUCGGAUGUGGGAGAGGCGCAGAGGCGGAUGACGAAGCGAGAGGAGUUGGAGACCAAGCUGAGGGAACUCAGCCAGCGGCCAGAUAUCUAUAGCCUCCUUGCACGGUCACUUGCACCUUCGAUUUGGGCGAUGGAUGACGUCAAGAAGGGCAUCUUAUUGCAGCUUUUUGGAGGCACGAAUAAAAGUAUUGCUCGAGGAGGAGGCGCUGGUGGCCCGCGGUACCGAGGCGACAUCAAUGUAUUGCUUGUCGGUGAUCCUGGUGUCAGCAAGUCGCAGAUCUUACAGUAUGUUCACAAGAUUGCCCCUCGAGGUGUAUAUACGUCCGGAAAAGGAUCCUCAGCUGUUGGUCUGACUGCCUACGUGACUCGUGAUCCUGACUCCAAACAGCUCGUGCUAGAGAGUGGCGCACUCGUGCUCAGUGAUGGAGGUGUUUGUUGUAUCGAUGAGUUCGACAAGAUGUCCGAUGCUACGCGCAGUGUCUUGCACGAAGUCAUGGAACAACAAACUGUUUCAAUAGCUAAAGCAGGUAUUAUUACCACCCUGAACGCACGCACGUCCAUCCUGGCUGCGGCGAAUCCAGUUGGCUCGAAAUACAACAGAAACGAGACAAUCACACGCAAUAUUGACCUACCUCCUACGCUGAUCUCCCGUUUUGACCUCCUAUACUUGGUCCUCGACCAAGUUGAUGAAGCACUCGACAGGAAGCUUGCUCAGCACCUUGUCGGACUGUAUCUUGAGGAUGCGCCUGAGACUGGCGGGCAGGAUAUACUGCCACUGGACCAGCUGUCUGCUUACAUCACAUACGCCCGGUCACGCAUAAACCCUAUCAUUACAGAAGAUGCCUCCGAAGAGCUCGUACGGUGUUACGUGAUCCUACGCAAAGCAGGCGAAGACCCGCGCUCAAACGAAAAGCGGAUCACGGCGACGACGCGGCAGCUCGAGAGCAUGAUCCGACUCUCUGAGGCGCACGCGCGGAUGCGUUUCUCGCCGUUCGUUGAGCUUGAGGACGUCAAGGAGGCAUACCGUCUCAUGCGCGAGGCGAUCAAUACCAGUGCGCGCGACCCGACCACGGGCGAGAUCGACAUGGGCCUGCUCGACACGGGCAUAGGCAGGCAGCAGCGCAAGAUGCGCAGUGAUAUGCGCAAGGCGAUACUGGCGAUGUUGGAUGGCAGCGCGGGAAGCACGCGCGGCGUGCGCUGGAUGGAGGCGCUGCAGCAGCUUGAGGGACAGAGCAGUGUCCGUAUCAGCACGGCGGAGUUCCAGCAGGUCAUUCGGGAGCUUGAGCAGGAGGGUAUGGUGAAGGUCGUGGGCGAGCGAGAGAAGAGGAUGAUACGGCGCGUUGAUGGAGCAUAG
Laetiporus sulphureus 93-53 is the source of this 2928-nucleotide messenger RNA. RefSeq names its product MCM-domain-containing protein. Gene Ontology annotation, cellular component: MCM complex; nucleus. The transcript is spliced from 8 exons. Lineage: Eukaryota; Fungi; Basidiomycota; Agaricomycetes; Polyporales; Laetiporaceae. Bases 1 to 2928 code for a protein of 975 amino acids. Gene Ontology annotation, biological process: DNA strand elongation involved in DNA replication; DNA replication; double-strand break repair via break-induced replication. Gene Ontology annotation, molecular function: single-stranded DNA binding; single-stranded DNA helicase activity; ATP binding. The record is from RefSeq and is a predicted model, not a curated record.